Molecule: messenger RNA, 1462 nt
Organism: Solanum tuberosum (potato)
Lineage: Eukaryota; Viridiplantae; Streptophyta; Magnoliopsida; Solanales; Solanaceae
Product: UPF0481 protein At3g47200-like
Exons: 2
Coding region: 49-1362 (437 amino acids)
Source: RefSeq, a predicted model, not a curated record
CAUCCAACAAAAGAGCAUCCCAAGCACUAUUGUAAACGGGAGAAGAAAAUGCCGUUAAUGCAAAUGGUUCCAAUGUUGAUGAAAGAAGAGAAUAAGGAGGACUAUGAGCCAAAAGUGGUUUCAUUCGGGCCUUACCACCAUGGAAAUGAGAAGCUCAAGUUCGUUGAGGAUUUCAAGCCCACUGCAGUUCAAAUGUUCAUCGGAGACAUGAAUGAAGAUGUUUUCAUUGCUGCGAUAUUAAGGGAGAUUGAGAAUGUUAAAAAGUGUUACCUAGAAGAAUUCACAUGUAGGUACACAGAUAUACAAUUUGCUCAUAUGAUGCUUAGAGAUGCAUGUGUCAUUUUAAAUUAUUUUGGACCAAAUAUUGAUGACAAGUCAUAUAAAGUGGCGGAGACAAUUAAUCAUCAUCUUGGUAUUGCUGUUUAUAGCAGCAUUAAACGUGACAUGUAUUUGCUUGAAAAUCAAAUACCUUUCCUAAUUCUCGAGAUGUUGGUUGACUUGAGAUAUAAGACUCCUAGACAUUCAUUUAUAAAGGCGAUGGAACGGGAUUCCUUUAAAAUGUUCUUCAAUGACAAGAAGGGAAUGAUUGAACAUGCUGAAGCUGAAGAUGAUCGGAAGAAUCCCGCUCACCUUCUUGAAAUUUUCCGAAGAGUAAUUGUGACAGGUCCAGAUCAUGAUCCUAUUUUGAAAAGUUAUUAUAGUUGCGUCUGCAAUAUCAACAACUUGCUAUCGUGCUGCUGCUGCAGAUGUAAAGAUGAUCCUACUACUAGUAAUCGUAAAGAAAGCCGGGUUUACUUGUUACGUUCAGUAACGGAUCUUAAAUCAAAGGGCAUUCAUUUCAGGGCUAGCCAGAUGCAAUCUCUCAAGGGUAUAAGAUUACGUCCCAGUAAAUUUGGUCUGUCUGCAGAGCUGCAGCUCCCGUGUUUGUAUGUUGAUAUGGACACCAGAGUGUUUUUCAAAAACGUGAUGGCAUAUGAGUUUUCUCCCCAUUUGAAUUAUUUCGAUCAUUCUGUGGCUGUAUAUGUGACUUUGAUGAAACGAUUUGUGGCUUCAAAAGAGGAUGUGAAAGAGCUGCGAGACAAGGGUAUUAUAAUCAACCAAUUAGAGAGUGACGAACAAGUGGUGCAACUCUAUAAAGAUUUGAAUACUUAUGGGGCACACAAUAAUUCUACUGUCUGGGUUUUCUGGGAUUGUAUGGAAUCACACUUUAACAGCAAUGCCAAAUUGUGGAUAGCUGAUUUCAAAACUAAAUAUUUUGACAAUCCCUGGACUACAAUUACUUUGGCUGGUUCUAUUUUCUUCCUGUUCAUGGAUAUUGUCCAGACCUACUUUGCAGCAGUUCCACCUGCUUCAACAAAAUGAUUUUUGUUAUCGAUUUGUCCAGUCCAUUCAAUCACUCUCUCUCUUUUUUUUUCUUUUUUUUUACUGAACUCAAUCACUGUCUUGUAUGUGUGUUUCUAUA